Messenger RNA from Exaiptasia diaphana, 3774 nucleotides. RefSeq names its product sodium-independent sulfate anion transporter. The transcript is spliced from 3 exons. Gene Ontology annotation, biological process: transmembrane transport. The record is from RefSeq and is a predicted model, not a curated record. NCBI's taxonomy places the organism in Eukaryota, Metazoa, Cnidaria, Anthozoa, Actiniaria, Aiptasiidae. Gene Ontology annotation, molecular function: secondary active sulfate transmembrane transporter activity. Gene Ontology annotation, cellular component: membrane. The coding region runs from base 107 to 1912 and encodes 601 amino acids.
GGUUUCUCAGGGAACCUGCUUAAAAACAUACUACUGCUUCAUUCGAGUAGUAGAACGAUACAGAGAAGGAAAGUAAACGAGUGAAAGUCAAAUCCUCAGGACAACGAUGCCUUCCCCACGCUCAACUCGAGUCGAACUCGAAGAGAAGUGCAUUGAAAACUGCCAGCAGAAUGGCUGUCACAAAAAGAUUUUCAAGGAAAUCGUAGCGAAGCGAGUACCAAUUUGUUCGUGGCUUCCAAGAUACAAUCUGAGUGCUUUGCAGUUCGAUAUCAUCGCCGGUUUAACAGUCGGCCUUAUGGUUGUACCCCAAGGCUUAGCGUAUGCCUUGAUAGCUGGCCUGCCUCCUCAGUAUGGCCUGUACUCGGCCUUCAUGGGAUGUUUUGUUUACUGUAUUUUUGGUACGAGUAAAGAUAUUACAAUCGGACCUACUGCCAUUAUGUCUCUGAUAGUCUCAGCUUAUGGAAGACCUGAAAUCCCAGCCUAUGUAGUGCUUCUGACUAUGCUGUCAGGCUUAAUGCAGCUUGUCAUGGGAAUAAUGAAACUUGGUUUUGUUGUGAACUUUAUUUCAAUUCCUGUUGUAAGCGGAUUUACGUCUUCCGCUGCUAUUAUCAUAGCAAUUGGACAAAUCAAAGACUUAUUAGGACUCAAAGACGUACCCAGACCUUUUCUGAAGAGGGUCUAUUACACCUUUAAACACAUCGAAGAGACGAAAACAGGGGACUUAGUACUUGGACUUAUUUGUAUCGUCGUACUGUUGGCGUUACGCACUCUCGGCCGCUCGAAGUGGGUGAAAGAUAACCAAGAAACGCAGAAAUGGAAGUGGGCAGUGAAGAAAAUGAUCUGGCUCUUCACUAUUGCUAGAAAUGCUUUGAUUAUUAUCCUAGCUUCGUGUAUCGUAGUUAUUUUCAUCGCACAUGGCAAUCGAGGUGCUUUCUCUCUUACUGGUCACUUGGACCCUGGACUUCCUCCAUUUCAGGCGCCGUCUAUGACGAUUCAAGUUGGUAACAGCACUCGGGAUCCGUUGGAAGUACUAUCUGAUCUUGGACCUGGUCUGGCCAUCGUUCCCCUAAUUGGUUUCCUUGAGAGCAUAGCGAUAGCGAAAGCGUUUGCCCGAAAAAAUAAGUACAGAGUAGAUGCCAGCCAAGAACUGAUUGCGCUAGGUUUGGCCAACUGUUUUGGGUCGUUCGUUUCUUCGUAUCCAGUUACUGGAAGUUUUUCGAGGACUGCUGUGAACGCGCAAAGUGGUGUGGCUUCCCCUGCUGGAGGAAUUUUCACUGGAGCUGUUGUGCUACUGGCUUUGGGAGUUCUUACGCCAUUUUUCAAAUACAUCCCUAAAGCGUCUCUAGCAGCUUUGAUCAUCUCAUCUGUUCUUACCAUGGUAGAAUAUCGCAUUGUCUUCAAAAUAUGGAAAGUCAACAAGAUCGACUUAUUGCCCCUAUUUGUCACAUUCUUUGGGUGUUUCUAUGAGAUUGAGUACGGUAUUCUGUGUGGUAUAGGUGUGUCACUUAUGAUAUUCCUUUACCCUAUAAUCUGGCCAAAGAUGAUCAAAGCCCACCGAGACUUCACUGUAAUCAAGGUCAAUGGCGACUUAGUCUACGCAGGGAUGGACUACGUGACGUCACAAAUCCAAGAAGCGUCGUAUCAAGACCCACUCCCCAGGGGAUUUAUUAUCGACAUGAACGUUGUGACACAAAUAGACUUUACAGUAACCCAGAGCCUGCUAAUGCUCCUUGACGACUUUACGAGUCGCAAAAUACCAUUACUUUUCUCUGGUGUUCAGGACCAUAUACGAGAUACCAUGGUUGAUUCAGGCAUCGACUUAAAGCUAAUCAAUCCAAGUGCCGAAACCAUGGCAAGUAUCAAUUCAGAGUCAUCGCCCUUUAUUGAUGAUGAUGAAUUGGAGAGUCAAUAAAGCCGUUAAACUCACACUGACAUGCGUCUGCAGAGUUAACUGACUGCUGGCCAAACUGCUUUAUGAUCAGCAACACGUAAGCCCUACUGUACAAACAAUAAUUACGAAGAUAAGUUUAUUGUUGUACCACAAAUCAACGAGCGUCUACCAACAAAAUGUGUUUCCCAGAAACCAUAAACUAAUGAUCAUGAAGAGGCGUAAAUAAAAAAAAGGCUUACACCUAAUUACACAAACGUUGUCCAAGAAAAAAGAACUUUUACUAUUUAGGAAUUAAUUAAAUACAAAAGAAAGUGUUCGGCUUCAGUGGUCACGUUUUGUCUUUUAAUGUAUUCCUAAUUUCCUAAAUCCCUAAAUCUCAGGACAACGUUUUCGCAAGUAGGUGUAUAUAGAACGUAAAGGGAAAUACAAGCUCUUUUCGKGAAACCAUGUAGCUUGUGGCACAGGGGAUCACGGGAUUCUCCUUCAUUGUGACAUCGCAAAAAUGUUUUUUUUCUCCGGAAAUCUUGCGAUUUGUUACCAAAUUUGGAAAGGAAAUUUUUAUGGGUGAAUGACACAAAACCUUAUCAGCUUGACUGCUAUUCUUUCGAGUCAAUUUUAUGAGGAUUUGUAUGCGGCCUAAUAAUAUCUCAAUUAACAACCAAAAUAUAUUCUGAGUUUUUGCUUUUAUCACUCGACUCUAUUUGAGGUCAAGCGAUAACAAUGGUUUUUAAUUGCGGCAAUAUCCCUUUAGAGGACUACAAAAGCAAGCAAACAUAAACAAAGACUGAUAGCAGCCUGUGUCAGCUUUUUGUAGCAACAAUGUUUCCCAAAAGGAGUCAGCUCCGUGAAUUUCAUGGUAGGGGCGAUAUCACAACCAAUUAUUUUUCGAUAAUUGCUCGAUCUGCACAAUAAUGAUUUAUACAGAAAGUAUAUGCAUGUAGAAAUUAGUCUAAUAUUGGAGAUUUAAAAUGAAAAAGGCAGAAUAUAAUAUGAAAAAUAAUAUUUUGAUAAAUAAGUUCACAUGUAAAUUCUCAUUAGUAAAAGUAUAAACAAUGAAUUUUACUAUUAGUGGUCGGUCUUCCAGUUUUCAUUAGAGUGAAUUUUAAAUAGAAUUACAAAGAGUAAUUAAAAUUUCAAAAGCCCGAAUGGACCUUUCCCGAAUUCGUUUGGAUGAUCACAGAAAAAGGGUUUCACGACGAGGAACUUGAUUCUUUUGUCUAUCAAGGCCAGGCUCUAACUGAAAUCACUGUUUCGUCUUCAUCCAGGCGAAUUCGGGUCUAUUAUAUGGUACAACCGUUUGGUCACAACCAUGGCACGCAGCAUGAAUAAGUCAUCCGUAGAUCAUGGCUACAACUGUCGUAGGGCUAAUAAACUAUCAUUUUGAAUCUCUACGAAAAUUGUAGCCAUGUUGUAAAGACGACUUGGUCUGGUUUGCAUGCGAUGGCUGUAGGCAAAUGUUGUGCUAUCUAAUUCGGCUUCAAUAUAGAGAUAUUUUUUUAUUAACAUGAUUGUAAAGUUGUAGCAAAAGGGUAUAGAUGGGGCAUAAAAGAGUGUUUAUAUAUGAAUUAAAGAUUAUUAUUAUUGUUGCAUGUUCCAGUCAUUAUAACAUACUUUCACCUGCAAAAAUUCUGACCGCUAAUAUAUAUUGAUAUAUUUAUAUGUUAGCGAUCAGAAUUUCUUAAUUAAAAUGUAUAUAAAUAUAUAAUAAUGAAUAUUGGUACUUGAUUAGACUGAGGUCAGAAAAUCCCUGAAAUAGAUAUCCUAAUCCCAUAGCCCACGUUCGAUCGUUUCGGCUGACUGUGCACACACGAGGUUCAGGCUAUGCAAUAGGUACUGAAAGUGGGCUAUUGUCUAAUUAAUCCUGGGAAAAGACCAAAAAAAAA